UCAAACGAAUUAUUUUUGGUCACAGAAUACGUGAUUUAAUUUAUGACCUGUAUUUUUGUUACACCCUGUAGUUUCCGGUUACUGUUGAUGUAAAAUAGUUAGGGAGUCAGGAAUUCAACAGUUCAGAAUUUCCCACUGAAUUUCCUAUACCCGUUUAAUGAUUCACCACCCUGUAUAGGUGUUUUACUUCAAAGCCAGACAUAUUCUAUUUUUAGUUAUAAGCAAAACAACCAGUUUUAAAGGCAGAUUCAAAAAAUGUCUUUCUGGCAAAACCCUACGGGUUUUUCCAUCCACUCCUUCUCCACCUCUUCUUAUAUACGUAUCAGAAAGGUAGACAAUGAACAUUAUCGACUUUAAGAAGUUAACCAAAACAAUGUCGAUCUGGUCAGUAAAUUGUUUGAUAUUAAUAACAAUGGUUUUCGUUGUUACACAAAUACAGCCACAAGUCAACGUCGAAGCAGCUAAGAUAGAUCGUGAGUAUUGUCUUAAUUUGUGUGCCACGGCAUUUUUUAUUUGUCCACCAUUAAAUUGCACAAGUAAUCAAUUUAUACAGAGCAUACCAGAACGUUGUAGAUGUUGUGCGGGAUGUUAUACGAGAUUAGGUGAAGGAGACAAGUGUGGAGAUGAUGACGAAGCUCUUUGUGACCGCGGAUUAAUAUGCAAAGAAAAUGUGUGCCGGAAGUUUGAAGCCCAGCCUUUGUAAAGCUCUUUGUAAAGCACGUUUUAUAUACCCAACGAAUAAAAUAUGUCUAAAUAAUUUUUAAUAAAUAAUAUUUUGUACGUA
Diabrotica virgifera virgifera (western corn rootworm) is the source of this 784-nucleotide messenger RNA. RefSeq lists its product as uncharacterized. NCBI's taxonomy places the organism in Eukaryota, Metazoa, Arthropoda, Insecta, Coleoptera, Chrysomelidae. The transcript has 2 exons. Gene Ontology annotation, molecular function: protein binding. The record is from RefSeq and is a predicted model, not a curated record. The coding region runs from base 338 to 703 and encodes 121 amino acids.